CAGGCUGUUGCUAUGAUGUUAGAUUGGUUGAGGAAUCAUAAAGACAAUCCGUAUCCCAAUGAUGAUGAGAAAGCUAUGUUAAUAAAACAAACAGGACUAACUAUAAAUCAAAUCAAUUAUUGGUUCACAAACGCCAGGCGGAGAAUCUUACCGAAAUGGGCUCAGUGUAAAUAG
Molecule: messenger RNA, 174 nt
Organism: Lottia gigantea (owl limpet)
Lineage: Eukaryota; Metazoa; Mollusca; Gastropoda; Lottiidae
Exons: 1
Biological process (GO): regulation of DNA-templated transcription
Molecular function (GO): DNA binding
Source: RefSeq, a predicted model, not a curated record